AUAUAUGAUCCAGGCGUUCUCUAAAGUUUCUCAUCAACUAAUGAAACAUCUCAUCAACAGUUGAAGAUAUAAUAUGAAUAUGGAAGCAAUAACCAAAAUCUUGUUCAUAUCAUUGCUUUUCCUUUCAAGUGCAUUUCUUGCAAGAUCUGGAGAAGUUGAUGAUGAGAGUGAGUUUAGUUACGAUGAAAACGCGGAGAAUGGACCAGCUAACUGGGGCGAUAUUCAUCCAAAUGAAUGGGGCACCUGUAAAAAUGGAACAAUGCAGUCUCCAAUUGAUCUUCUUAACAAAAAUGUUGAAGUUGUAUCUAAUUUAGGAAUACUUCAAAGAUACUACAAACCCUCGAAGGCCACUCUCUUGAACAGAGGCCAUGAUUUAAUGUUGAGAUGGGAUGAUGGAGGAUACUUGAAGAUAAAUGGAAUUCAAUAUCAACUCAAACAAGUUCAUUGGCACACACCUGCCGAACAUACUAUUAAUGGUAAAAGGUUUGAUAUGGAGGGUCAUUUGGUACAUGAAACACAUGAUGGAAAGAAGAUUGCUGUCAUUGGAUUCGUCUACGAGAUUGGAUUAUUGCCUGAUUUGUUUCUAUCCAUAAUAGAGAAGGAUUUAAGAGCUCUUGCUGAUAAAAAAGAUGCAGAAAGACACAUUGGAAUAAUUGAUCCAAAUCUAAUAAAAUUGGACGGCCAAAAUUAUUACAGGUAUAAUGGCUCCCUAACAGUACCACCUUGCACUGAAGAGGUUGUCUGGACUAUUGAUGGAAAGGUUAAAACUGUAACGAGAAGACAAAUGAAACUGCUCCGAGAUGCUGUUCAUGAUGAAUUUGAAACCAACGCUAGACCAAUUCAGCCAUUAAACGGACGUCCUAUCAAAUUCAACAAACCUUGGCCAUUUGCUUAGAGAGUUCUUAUUAAACUCCCCCAAAAUGUAUUUCUAUCUUUCUUUAAUAAAUAGGGAGGGUCCUGCCAAACCCCCCCUCCACUACAAAGGCUUUAUUCCUGUUUAUCUAUUGUACUACUAGUACACGAUGAUAAUAAUUGUAUUUAGAACUAGAAAUAAAUAUGAUAUUAUGAUAAUAUGAUUGUAUCGUGA
Molecule: messenger RNA, 1087 nt
Organism: Lycium ferocissimum
Lineage: Eukaryota; Viridiplantae; Streptophyta; Magnoliopsida; Solanales; Solanaceae
Product: bifunctional monodehydroascorbate reductase and carbonic anhydrase nectarin-3-like
Exons: 7
Coding region: 74-895 (273 amino acids)
Molecular function (GO): carbonate dehydratase activity; zinc ion binding
Source: RefSeq, a predicted model, not a curated record